CCUCAUAUCCGGUGGAAGCGGGGACUGAUUUUGACUUGGCGCUGCGCGCUUUGGUCAAGAUGGCGGCGUCCACUAGCUGCUUCUGGCGAGUUUUCCUUCAGUACCAGAGGCAGUGUCUCUCUAGGAUGAUUUAUAAUACCUCCAUUGCAUCUUGUAUAGUAAAUGUUCAGGCAGCUAAAAGAUACUAUGUUGCUGAAAAACCUGCAAAAAAGGGGAAAAAAGGCUCCAAAGUGCAAACUAAAGAUGAAAAAACAAUUGAUAUAGAAAAACUAAAGACAUAUUGUUAUAUGGAGGGUGAACCAGAGGAUGAUGUCUAUUUGAAACGCCUAUUCCCAAGGCAGAUUUAUGAAGUGGAGAAAGCAGUUAAUUUACUGAAAAGAUUUCAAAUUCUGGACUAUUCUAACCCAAAGCAAGGCAUCUAUCUUGACUUGACAUUGGAUAUGGCAUUGGAGAAGAAGAAGAAAAAGUUGGAACCAUUUGCCAGUGUCCUUAAUUUCCCAUACCCAUUUACUUCAAAAAUUAAUAAUGUUAUGGUAUUUACAGAGAAAGAAUCAGAAAUUAAAAUAGCAGAAGAAAAUGGAGCUGCAUUUGCAGGAGGAUCUGUUCUAAUUCAGAAGAUUUUGGAUGAUGAAAUCCAGGCAGACUUUUAUGUCAGUGUUCCUGAAAUGAUGCCAGCACUUCAGCCAUUAAGAAGGAAACUUAAAAAAAGAUUUCCAAGGCUUUCCCAAAAUUCUGUCAAUCAUGACAUUGUGAAAAUGCUUGAAUUCUUUAAAACUGGACAUGAGAUUGUGGUAGAUGAAGAAAGAGGAAACUUUCUCUCAACUCAAAUAGCAUUGCUGGAUAUGCCAACUGACCAGAUAGCUGCUAAUCUGCAAGUAGUUCUUACUGAAGUCUGUCGGCAAAAACCACAGAGUAGUGGACCUUUUGUGGUACGUGCAUUUAUUCGUAGUUCAACAAGUGAAGGAUUAUUACUAAAGAUUGAGCACUUAUUGCCUCAAGAAAAAGUAAAAGCAGAAGAAAAUGUUAAAGAAAUCAUUUAAAAUUUUUAUCUCAUGAAAUGACUUACUGGACUUGAUAACUUGCAGUCAUGUCUUCAGAAUAAAUACAUGGCUUACUUUUCGCCCUUGAAA
Molecule: messenger RNA, 1130 nt
Organism: Gracilinanus agilis (Agile Gracile Mouse Opossum)
Lineage: Eukaryota; Metazoa; Chordata; Mammalia; Didelphimorphia; Didelphidae
Gene: MRPL1
Product: mitochondrial ribosomal protein L1
Exons: 9
Coding region: 60-1040 (326 amino acids)
Biological process (GO): translation
Cellular component (GO): mitochondrion; large ribosomal subunit
Molecular function (GO): structural constituent of ribosome; RNA binding
Source: RefSeq, a predicted model, not a curated record